AUGGUUGUCAGAUGGCUGUUGGUUGAGAUUCUAGCACUUUGUGCUCUCUGUCAUGCUGUUCCUCAGUGGAGUAAUCUGCCCCAGAGUCCUCAGAACAUUCAGCAGCUGGUUCAACAACAGCCACCCAGCCAGAAGGUUCAGCAGCCACAACAACAGCCACCCAGCCAGUGGCCCAGCCAGUGGGUUAAGCAGCCAGUUCAACAGCAGCCACCCAGCCAGUGGGUUAAGCAGCCAGUUCAACAGCAGCCACCCAGCCAGUGGGUUAAACAGCCAGUUCAACAGCAGCCACCCAGCCAGCUGGUUCAACAACCUAACCAGCAGUUUCCCCUUCAGAAGCCAGUGGCACAGACGGAGCCCAUUGAUAAGUGUACUGUAGCUGAUUAUGAUCAGAUCCCAUGUGGACAACCUGGGAUCAGUGGUGCUGAGUGUAAUGCUGUCAACUGCUGCUUUGAUGGGCAGCAAUGCUUCUAUGGAAGGGCAGUGACUGUCCAGUGUAUUCGAGAUGGUCAGUUUGUGGUAGUGGUCGCUAGAGAUGUUACUGUGCCUCAACUGAGUCUGGAUUCGGUUCGUCUACUGGGUGGAAGUGACCCGCCUUGCGCUCCUGUGGAUUCCACACCUUCCUUUGCUAUAUACCAGUUCCCUGUGACCGCAUGUGGCACGAGCAUGAUGGAGGACAGUGGAUAUGUGGUGUAUGAGAACAGAAUGACCUCCUCAUACGAAGUUGGCGUUGGACCACUUGGAUCCAUCACGAGGGACAGUCACUUUGAGCUUCUCUUCCAGUGCAGAUACUCUGGAACAUCUGUGGAAGCUCUGGUUGUGGAGGUCAACUCUGUUCCUCCACCUCCACCAGUAGCUGCUCCUGGACCUCUCAGGGUGGAGCUCAGACUGGCCAAUGGCCAGUGUGUCACCAAGGGCUGUGCUGAAGGGGAUGAGGCCUACACGUCCUACUACAGUGACGCUGAUUAUCCCGUCACAAAAGUCCUGCGGGAGCCUGUGUAUGUUGAAGUGCACAUUAUGGAGAGGACUGACCCCAACAUUGUCCUGAUGCUGGGACAUUGCUGGGCGACCUCCACCUCCAGUCCACUCAGUCUGCCCCAGUGGGACCUUCUGAUUGAUGGAUGCCCUUACCAGGAUGACCGUUAUCUGACCACAUUGGUUCCAGUAACUGGAUCAUCUGGUGUGCAGUUCCCGACCCACUACAAGCGCUUUGUUGUGAAGAUGUUUACGUUUGUAGAUCCAACCUCACUGGCUCCUCUGCAGGAAACGAUCUUCAUCCACUGCAGUACAGAGGUGUGCCAUCCGUCUUCUGGCUCUUGUGAGCAAAGCUGCACCAGGAAACGAAGAGCUACUCCUAUCCAGGCCAUCUUUGGUGAACCAACUGUGGUUUCUAGUGGACAAGUUACUCUAGUCAUGUAAAUCUAGUUUUUUAAUAAACCUUUUGUGGAUCAAAA
This is a messenger RNA of Puntigrus tetrazona (Sumatra barb), 1451 nucleotides long. RefSeq names its product zona pellucida sperm-binding protein 4-like. Gene Ontology annotation, molecular function: acrosin binding; structural constituent of egg coat. Gene Ontology annotation, cellular component: egg coat. Lineage: Eukaryota; Metazoa; Chordata; Actinopteri; Cypriniformes; Cyprinidae. The transcript is spliced from 9 exons. Gene Ontology annotation, biological process: binding of sperm to zona pellucida; prevention of polyspermy. Bases 1 to 1416 code for a protein of 471 amino acids. The record is from RefSeq and is a predicted model, not a curated record.